AUGGCUCGGUUGGCGAAGUCUACAAUCUGGAGCGACGACGACGAGUUUCCCGACAUCGACGCUCUCGUCACUGGGAAGAAACCGCGGUCACAGAAAGAUGCACUAAAAUCACGGCAGAAACCAAAUGGGCCUUUUAGUACUCAAGAAGCAGCGAAGCCAGCCGUCACUGUCAGGCGACGGAAGCUAGCACCCUUGACCGACAAUUUGCUGCUGCGGGCAUGGACACCGGACAGUGCGGAAGAUGACGGAGAAAGGAGAGGUUCGGACCGAGAAACGGAGAACAUGGAACCACGGCGGACGAGAGUUGAACUAAGGACGAGGAGGGCGAAAUCUGCGGCCGCCCCCGCUCCAUCGCCGCUCCAGGAUGAGGAAUUUGUAUCAGCGCAAGAGGAGGUUACCAUUACCGAUGAUGUGUCUCUAUUCGACGGCACCUUUCACACUUGCAACUCAGAGGGCUCAGACUACAGCGGUAGCGAGGAUUUUGAGGAGGAUGGGAAGUCUCAACCAAAACCUCUGCGGACCGGGCGGCUGCCAGUAAAGCCAUUGCUUCGAAUGGUGGACAAAACGCGGUCGGGGCGUGCCAGCGAGGAUGCAACGGACAACUAUUGUUCCACGCCAGAAGCAGAAAAAGACAAUAGCAACCGGCCGGGAUCAGACGGAGAGUCUUCCAUACGCCUCCACGAUGCUGCAUCGAAGCCGGCGAGGGCACAAAAAGGCGAAAGGAGAACGAAAAAGGCGACCAAGGGUCUCGCAGAUUCCAUGUCUAAGCUUCAACUUUCUAACGAUAUCGAAGAAGAGUUUACCAAGUCUAGCACCUCAUGCCCAAGCGACCGCGAAGCCACACCUCCGCCAGCACCACCAAGCUCCCGACCUGGUCUCACAUCACCCACAAAGCUACUUCGUAUUCCCACCACACCUCACCGUCCCAAUUCCGACAUGUUUUGGAGCCAGGAGUUCGUCGACGAUUGGAACGAGGAGCAUUCGCCUGCAAAGCAACUGUUCCCAGACCCCGUCGCGGCUCGACAGAACAGCCCGACGAAGGCCAACCCCAAGACGACAACCAAGCGGAGCACAAGCGUAAAGGAGCCCUCCGAACGCGAGGUCAAGCUGGCAUUCGAGAAGACCAAGCACGAGCUCGCCAGGACCUUCCUUCAAGAACUCGACCAAACGAUCACCAACGGCAAACUAGCCGAAUUGACCGCCUCGACGGGCGGCAUCAAGGUAGUCUGGACGCACAAGUUCAACAGGACGGCCGGGCAAGCGAUUUGGAAACGCGAGACCAUCACCCCACAACGCCAGCCCGACGGCACCACCACCACUCCAGCCGCGCACAAGCACCACGCGUCCAUCGAGCUCGCCGAGAAGGUGAUCGACAGCGAGCCCCGCCUCAUCAACGUAGUGGCGCACGAGUUCUGCCACCUCGCCACCUUCAUGGUCAGCGGCGUCAAGACGAACCCGCACGGGGCCGAGUUCAAGGCCUGGGGCGCGCGGGUGUCGCGCGCCUUUGCGGGCCGCGGCAUCGCCGUCACCACCAAGCACUCGUACGACAUCAACACCAAGUACGUGUGGACGUGCGUCGCGUGCGCGGCCGAGUUCAAGCGCCACUCCCGCAGCAUCGACCCGGCCCGCCACGCUUGUGGCGCCUGCAAGGGCAAGCUGGUGCAGACCAAGCCCGUGCCGAGGCGUGCCAAGGGGAGUGCUGGUGGUGGGGGUGAUGGUGAUGGGGCGGCUGCUGCUGGUGGGGAGGGGAAGAAGGAGAAGGUGGUUAGUGCGUAUCAGGCGUUUAUGAAGGAGCAGAUGCGCGCGGUGAAGGCGCAGAAUCCGGGGUGUGCGCAAAAGGAGAUCAUGAGGAUCGUGGCGAGCCGGUGGGCGGCGAAGAAAGCUGCGACGGCUGCGUUGAUGACACCGCCACCAGAUGAGGGGGGUGAGAGAUUAUGA
This is a messenger RNA of Chaetomium fimeti, 1938 nucleotides long. Its product is annotated as SprT-like family-domain-containing protein. The transcript has 2 exons. Gene Ontology annotation, cellular component: nucleus. Bases 1 to 1938 code for a protein of 645 amino acids. NCBI's taxonomy places the organism in Eukaryota, Fungi, Ascomycota, Sordariomycetes, Sordariales, Chaetomiaceae. The record is from RefSeq and is a predicted model, not a curated record.